AUCAAGAUUGAAGACUUAAUAGAUAGUGUACCUGCAGGAUUAGCGUAAGAAAUUAAAGGAAGUUGAGAUACUAGGGCCAAACAAAAAUUAGAAGUAGCUUAAUUGCGACUGCAAAGCCUAAACUUUCCUUCUGAUAAGAAGAGUUGAACCGGCCAAGGAAAAGAGAGAACAUAAAGUGGACAAGUCAAUGAGAGAGUCAUAUUCCUUGGAAGAUGCAUAUAUAACAGAUACUAGUGAAAUAAAGGGGAUUUCUUAACUUUAACUGCUUAGAUAAAAUUGAAAUAAAUGUGAAAAACAAUAGACAAAAUGGAAACAAUUCAAAAAUAAUAGAUAAAAUUGAAAUUAAAUUGAAAGUUAGUAGAUGAUUUUUUGAAUUAAGCCGUUAACCACCAGACGGUCAGACAUCUAACCCCUUUUUUAAUUUUUUUUUACAGCUCGGCUUUGAUGGGCCCCACCCAACCCCGAGAUGGGCGAGUUCUGGAGCGACGUGGCCAUUGAUCGGCGCCGGAGAAACUCGCCCUGGCCUUUGAGCUCGUCACCAGAAAGGUACUUCAAAAUGCCGAGAUUCGAAAUUCUCAAAUGGGUCGAGGAGUGCAUUGAACAAAUCGGGUCGGUUCUGAUAGAGGGUGGGUGGGACGAGAUCGAUAUAUCGGACAUCGUCGACGUCUCAGCUUUAGGAUUUUUCGAGGAGGAAAUGGUUCUGCUGGACAAUCAAGCCGUCCUCAAUGCGCUUCUUCUCAAACCCGACCGGUUGUCAGACUCUUUUCGGAAAGCCGGCUGGAGCUACGAAGACGUCUCGGACGCUUCAAGGUUUGAUUUCAGACAGGAGAAGGAGAGAAAAUCGACGAAGAGGUUAUCCCCAGAGCACGUCGAAAAAAUCGAAUAACUGGCCGAAUUGGUUUCCUGGUGAUAGUACGCGUCGAGAAGAUUCCUUUUUCUUUUCUUUUUAUUAUUUUUUUUAAAGAAAUUUCUCAAGUUCUUGAAUUUGGAUUUUUUUUUUUUCCUAUUUUAGAUAGAAUAUUUUAAAAAUUAUGGGGAAACGCGUUGUACCAUACAAAGAUUGCAUGAAAAAUAGAGAGUUGAAAUUACGUGAUUGUUCAUAUGUAUAAGUAAUCAAUGAUAAAUACAAUAGCUAAUUUUGA
This is a messenger RNA of Rubroshorea leprosula, 1142 nucleotides long. The record is from the annotation of a GenBank genome assembly. Lineage: Eukaryota; Viridiplantae; Streptophyta; Magnoliopsida; Malvales; Dipterocarpaceae.